AUUAUGUCGGCGAUACGAAAUCACUAAAAUUUCCUUAAGCAUCUCAUUAAUAUUCCAUCUUUUUCAACAUGGCAGAAAUUCGGAAAAGAAACGUCGAUUCCCCAUCUGACGAAAAAGAAGAGACUACAAGUCUUGAAACUCCUAAGCCUACUGAUGCUGGAGACUCGGAAGAAGAACACAUUCCAGAUGAAGCUAAUGUUGAAUCUCUUGUUAAAGAACUACCUCAAGCUUCAGAUAAGACCACUCACAUUUUAGACUCUGCCUUGUCUAGUCUGCCAACGAAAUGGCGAAAUUGGAUUGUUCGUGGCAUCUUUACAUGGCUCAUGAUUUUUGGAUUCUUUUUCUUGAUUUGGCUAGGACCGUUGGCUUUGGUUGCAACGACUCUGGUGGUGCAAGUCAAGUGUUUUCAAGAAAUCAUUUCAAUUGGAUAUGCUGUGUACCGCAUACAUGGAUUACCAUGGUUUCGAUCUUUGUCUUGGUACUUCUUGAUAACUUCCAAUUACUUUUUGUAUGGGGAAGGAAUUGUGGAUUAUUUUGGUGUACUUCUUAAUCGUGCAGACUUUUUAAGGCCUUUGGUGACCUAUCAUCGAUUUGUGUCCUUCAGUCUCUACAUUAUUGGAUUUGUUUGGUUUGUCUUAAGUUUGGUGAAGAAAUAUUACAUGAAGCAAUUUUCACUUUUUGCUUGGACUCAUGUAACUCUUCUGAUUGUAGUUACUCAGUCAUAUUUUAUCAUGCAGAACUUAUUUGAAGGUUUAAUAUGGUUUAUUGUUCCUGUUUCCAUGAUUAUUUGCAAUGAUGUUAUGGCAUAUAUGUUUGGAUUCUUUUUUGGCAAAACACCAUUAAUAAAACUAUCUCCGAAGAAGACUUGGGAAGGUUUUAUAGGAGGAUGGAUUUCAACUGUUGUGUUUGGAAUGAUUAUAUCCCAUUUCAUGUGUCAGGUUAAUUAUUUUGUGUGCCCCAUUGCAUAUUCAGAGACAUUAGAGAAAGUAACAAUGGACUGUGUACCUUCACCACUUUUCCAACUUACCGAUUAUAAUUUGCCUGGUCCACUUCAUACGUUUGCCUCUCUGUUUGGCUUUCCAAAUAAAGUUAGCAUGUAUCCUUUUGUGCUUCAUUCUUUGUCACUGUCGAUGUUCAGUUCUAUUAUUGGUCCAUUUGGUGGAUUUUUUGCUAGUGGAUUUAAACGCGCUUUUAAAAUAAAGGACUUUGGAGAUAUCAUUCCUGGACAUGGUGGAAUAAUGGAUAGAUUUGAUUGUCAGUUUUUAAUGGCAACUUUUGUCAAUGUUUACAUAUCCAGUUUUAUACGAGCUCCCAAUCCCCAAAAGUUACUGCAGCAGGUUCUGUUACUUAAGACUGAUGAGCAAUUGCACAUAUUUCGCUCUCUGAAAGACCAUCUCAUGACAAGGGGAGAAUUGGCAUGAUCAAUCCAUGUCUCAUCAUGUGAUUCCAAAAAAAAAAAAAAAAAAGACAUUUCAGUGAUUAUGACUUUCUGACAUUGUCCACUCUGAUUAUAUAAUUCUAUAUAUUAUUGUAUAUGUAGUAAGUGAUGUGCCAAUGUGUAUUCGUUUAGAUUUACUGGAGCAUGUAUUUUUGUGCAAACUUAUAUUAUUUAUUUGCAUG
Messenger RNA from Uloborus diversus, 1620 nucleotides. It is a transcript of the gene Cds, whose product is annotated as phosphatidate cytidylyltransferase, photoreceptor-specific-like. Gene Ontology annotation, cellular component: endoplasmic reticulum membrane. The transcript has 11 exons. Gene Ontology annotation, molecular function: phosphatidate cytidylyltransferase activity. The record is from RefSeq and is a predicted model, not a curated record. Bases 69 to 1421 code for a protein of 450 amino acids. NCBI's taxonomy places the organism in Eukaryota, Metazoa, Arthropoda, Arachnida, Araneae, Uloboridae.